AUGUCAAAUGGGUUCAACGACGCUCAAAUUGACCAGCUGCAGAAGAUGUUUUCCAAAAUGGAGAGCAAAAUUGAAGCCAGGUUGGACAAAGUGAUAACGGACCGACUGAGUGAAUGCAUGGACUUGAAACUGAAACCUGUGAUCAAAAAAGUGGAGCUGCUUAGUAAGGACACUGCAGAACUCAAGUCCAGGCUCCUACAAGCUGAACUCAGCGCUCGACGGAAUAACACGGAAAUUGUUGGAUUCCCAGUGGAGCAUGCCAGUGAACCGGGCAUAGUACUGAUGAACAUGGCUAAAAAGAUCGGCCUGACAAUACAGAAGACAGACCUGAUAACGGUGUACAAGACAGGCAAACCCAGAAGGUUAGGGGAACGUGACUGCCAGAACAUCAUAGCAGAAUGGUCGAAUCAUUCAUUGGCAUCGAGCUUCAUACUGAAAGUGAACGAGUAUCGUAAAAGACACAACAAUAGAUUGGAUGCUAGGAUGUUCUUUAACAGCGAGACCAGUGCUAGUGUGGCUGUCUAUCCCCAUCUACCGAGAGAGAUGAAGCAACUCAGAUGGAUUGCCAAGAAGAAAGCCGAAGAGCUAGGGUAUAACUAUUGCUGGAUCACUCCACCCGGUAAACUGUUAAUGCGCAAGUCGGAAGGAUCGCCUUCGUUCUGGAUACGGUGCGAGGAGGAUCUCAUCAAGCUCAAGUAG
Messenger RNA from Galendromus occidentalis (western predatory mite), 699 nucleotides. RefSeq lists its product as uncharacterized. Bases 1 to 699 code for a protein of 232 amino acids. The transcript has a single exon. NCBI's taxonomy places the organism in Eukaryota, Metazoa, Arthropoda, Arachnida, Mesostigmata, Phytoseiidae. The record is from RefSeq and is a predicted model, not a curated record.